Messenger RNA from Paramacrobiotus metropolitanus, 1008 nucleotides. RefSeq lists its product as uncharacterized. The coding region runs from base 145 to 1008 and encodes 287 amino acids. The transcript is spliced from 5 exons. NCBI's taxonomy places the organism in Eukaryota, Metazoa, Tardigrada, Eutardigrada, Parachela, Macrobiotidae. The record is from RefSeq and is a predicted model, not a curated record.
UCAACCAGCGCCGGAAUUAUAUUUUCCAUACUUCAAAUCCACGGCAAAUCCUCCCUUGUGUUGCGAAUAAAUGCUUUGAAGCGUUGUUUCCAUGAACUGGCUGUCAAGUUUACUACGAGUCCUAUUAAGGCGCGUAACGUGAAGAUGAUAUUUUCAUUUACUCCACUCUCCAUCCUUAUUGUUAUGGUGUGUAUUGAUCCAGUGCUUAACCAGUUGGAACGGAAGCCGGGUCAUCGUGCUGUCAAUGUGAGUUUGCUAGUAGCCGGCAUCGCAACAGGAGGUUACGGAUCUCUGCCAUAUACCGCACCAGCGUUGUCGCUGGCUGUUGAUCAUGUGCACAAAAUAUACAAUGGAUCAAUACGAUUCAAUACUGAAUACGUUCAAGAUCAGAACUGUGGGAACCUUACCAGCAAUGUUGCCGCAGUGUCCGCCGAUAUCUAUUAUCGUCAGCGCAAAGAGCGUGACGCCCUCGUGUCCAUUUUACCAGGAUGUGAAAUCGGUGGCGCUGUGGAAUUAGCACGGCUUUGUACACAAUGGGACGCUUUGUGGAUUUCAAUGGCAGGCGCCAGCCCAAUCACAGGCUCACAACGGUUGCAAUACCCCACGGGAAUAAUCACCAGCUAUUUCCGCAUGUCCGACGCGGGUGAAUUAUUUAUACAAUUAUUGCUCAAGUUCAACUGGACAUCGGUAAAUGUCAUCAUCGACAACAGUUCGCCGGCCUUCUAUGCUGACGUGGGAGCGUUAGUCGUGAUCCAUCUCAAGAAUGAAAGGCGCAUCAGGUUCACUGUCUGGACCCUUUCCGCGCAGUCCACUUCCCCGUUUGCCGACUUUCCAUCGAUUCUCGAGAAGAUCCGUGCAACAAGUAGAGUUGUGCUGUACUUCGGUAAUGGGCCGGCUCUACGAGAAUUUUUGUUCAUCGCUUCAUCCAUGGAGAUGACGAAUGGCGAACAUGUAAGCAAAAUCGAGUGCCUUCAAGGUUUCAACUGGAUUAUGGUGCCACCGCCUUGA